AUGGAGCCGAGCGGCCCGGGCCCGGAGGCCGGCGGGGAGGGCGCGGCGGGCGACCCGUACCGCCGCCCCGCGCGGCGCACGCAGUGGCUGCUGAGCGCCCUGGCGCACCACUACGGGCUGGACCGCGGCGUGGAGAACGAGAUCGUGGUGCUCGCCACCGGCCUGGACCAGUACCUGCAGGAGGUCUUCCACCACCUGGACUGCCGCGGCGCCGGCCGCCUGCCCCGCGCCGACUUCCGCGCUCUCUGCGCCGUGCUGGGGCUGCGCGCCGACGGGGCCGCCGCCGCCGGGGAGCCCUCCGGGGAUGCGGCCGCCCGAGACACGAACCACGCGGAGGCGACCGCCGGGGACGCGGCCGGCGCCGGGGACGAGGACGCCGCCGAGGAGGCGCGCCUGGCGCUGCGCGCGGAGCCGCCCGAGCUCACCUUCCGCCAGUUCCACGCGCGCCUCUGCGGCUACUUCGGGACCCGCGAGGGCCCCCGGCUGCCCCGCGGCGCGCUCAGCGAGCACAUCGAGACGCAGAUCCGCCUGCGCCGCCCGCGCCGCCGCCGCCGGCCGCCCCGCACGCCCGGCCCGGAUGGCGGCCCCGACGGCGGCCCCGACGGCGGGCGGGACGGCGAGCGCGUGGCGCGGCUGGAGGAGGAGAACAGCAGCCUGCGCGAGCUGGUGGAGGACCUGCGUGCCGCGCUGCAGAGCAGUGACGCGCGCUGCCUAGCGCUGCAGGUCGGCCUCUGGAAGAGCCAGGCGGGCGCGCUGGAGGCGGGGCGCGGCGGGCCCGAGGCGGCGGCGCGGGAGCUGCGGCAGGCGCGGGGCGCCCUGGCGGUGGCCGAGGCCCGCGCGCGAAGGCUGCGGCAGGGCCAGGCCGAGGUGCGGCGGCGCGCGGAGGAGGCCCGGGAGGCGGUGCGGCGCAGCUUGGGCCGCGUGCGCGAGCUCGAGGUGCUGGCGCGACAGGUGCCGGGCCUGCAGCGCUGGGUGCGGCGGCUGGAGGGCGAGCUGCGGCGAUACAGGUCAGAGGACACCCAGCUCCCAAUCUCAUCCCAAGCCAGCCCAGAGCCAGAAGCCAAGAGUGGUGAACCUGAGGACAAUGGGACCAGAAGCCCAGACACCCCUCCAGAGGGAGCCUGGCAGUCAGACAGCAGUUCUGGGAGCAGACCCCUAGACGAAGCAACAGACGGGCAGCUGUUCCGCUCGGUGGAGGGCCAGGCCGCCUCUGAUGAAGAAGAGGAGGGUGAGGAGAAGUGGCAGAAAGAGUGGAGGUCACUGGCAGAGGUCACGAACCUGCUGGCCGGGCUCUCCAGCUGCAAGAGUGGGUGUGAUGAACAGACAGCCAAGAAGCUCAUGACUUACUUCCACUUUGACGGUGGUGACCACAUCUGCACCCCAGGACAGCUAGAGGCCCGCAUCGCCAUGCUGGUGGAGCACCUGGGGACCCAGGGCUGCAGUGGGAAGGCCCUAGGGACACCUGGGGACAAGGCAGAGCUGCAGCAAAAGGUGGAAGAGAAUGAGCAUCUGAGGCUGGAGCUGCAGAUGGUGGAGACAGAGAGGGUGCGACUGUCCCUGCUGGAGGAGAAGCUGGUAGACGUGCUGCAGCUCCUGCAGAGGCUCCGAGACCUGAACAUAUCAAAAAGAGCCCUGGGGAAGAUCUUGCUGAACACGCUGGAUGCUUGCAAGGACCCUACACACGAGGGGAGAUCUGGACCCUCGGCCAUUCUGGAUGCCCUGCACCAAGCUUUGGCUGGCUGUGAGCUCCUGCAGAGAGAGCUCCCGGCACCAGCCUCCACAACUCCUGCCCUCACCAAUCCCCUCCUCAUCUCCUGCUGAGGUCACUGACUCAGCCUAAGGGUAUCUUGGUCAGCCUGACCUCCACCAAAUGAGCCUACAGGAUCAGUCUGACCACCGUCACAUCCUCAGAACCCUGAAGAACCUGGCUCCUUCUGAGACUGGGCUCAACCACAGAGCCUCCCAACAACAGAGCCUGGCAGACAUCCUUUCCUUGGAUUCCUCCCAAGUCCCUUUACAGCCCCUGCAUUUCUGCUGCCAGAGUUCACAUUGAAGCCCUGGGGCUGCUUGAUCAGCCCAUACCUGCUGUUGCCCCCCCCUGCCCACUUUCUCACACAGCCCAGCCCAGAAUCCCUUCCUUGGUCUCCUGGGAUCUUUUCCCCUCCCAGCACUGUCCCCUUCCUCUCACUGGUGUGCCUGAUACAGGCACACUGUGCCCAACCUCCAGGCCACACUUGGCAUACUAGGGGAUUCCCACGCCCCCAGAAGUGUUAAAGACCAGGUAGGGCUCAGGGAACACAAAGUGGGGGUGAUUACUGCAGGCUUCUAGGUGGAGGCUGUCCUUGAACUAGCUCUAGAAAAGAGAAUUUAGAUACAAAGAAGAUUUAAUGUGAGGGAACAGCAAGAGCAAAAUGUGGUGCCAGAAAAGGUCCCCAUUAGUACAGUACUUAGGACACCUCUUUUCCAAGCAUAUAGUGGGUACUGGAUUUCACAGGGUCACAGGAAGGGCUAAGACAAGCUGCUGGUCUCACCUACCUUAGCAUCUUGGAGGAGAGAAAGAUACAUUGGCAAAUAAUAUGACAUGGGUGAAAUCGGUGCUAAAUCGAUGUAAUAUAUUUGUGAGAGUCCAGCCAAGAGGGUUUCAUCUGAGCCAAGGAGAGCACGUGCACCACAGAGGGGAACUGCAGGGCGGAGGGCAGGUGCCUGGAGGAACAGUAGCAGGUCAUGGAGGACUUGAUGGCAGAUGAGGAUCUGGGACUUGCUCCCACAGACAAUCGGGAACCAUAGGAGGAUUCUGAGGUGGAUAGAGGGAAGAAGAGGCAGCUGCAGGAUUGUAGGAGGAAGGGGUAGUAGCAGCCUGGAGCCAGAGCUACGGGGACACAGAAGGGGAUCAUGGUCAUGGAAGGAGGACCAAGGGGUAUCCCGGUUGGGAGCCUGGGAACAGCAGGCACCCCAGGGCAGGGCAGCAGGGACUAGGGACAGACAAUACCUGACCUCCUGUCUGGACUCAGACACUCAGCAACUUGGAUUGGGCACAGGAGGCAUCAAGGAGCCACUGCAGCCUCCUAGGGAGAGUGACACAGGCCCAUUCCCAGUUUCCCUAUGGUUCCUCUGGGAAUGGAAUGAAAGAGACCAAGGCCAGUGGCCAUUCCAGAGGGGCCACCCCACCCCUGGUCCUAUCAGAUGGGCCAGUCUUUUUUGAGAAAGUCCCCAGGAUACCUCAUGGGCCAUUGGGAAGGGCUGGGCACUGAGGAGGGUGGUCUGAGCAGAGAGGGCUGCCCCCAGCUUGCUCCUCUCAGCUCAGCCUGAGCCCACAGCCCUCCUCCUCCUGGCUGUGCUAAUAACUGCAUGACCCAGGUGAGCCCCACCUGUGCCCCUGACCAGUAAGAAAGCUCAACUUUCCAUAUCCUGCCCAUGGUGGCAUUCACAGAAAUCUACACGUAUGUUAAGAUUCAUAGACAUUCGGGGCACACGAGUGGCUCAGUUGGUUGAGUGUUCAACACUCUGACUCUUGAUUUCAGCUCAGGUCAUGAUUUCAGGGUCAUGGGAUGGAGCCCUCACACUGGGCUCCACGCUCAGCAGGGAGUCUGCUUGAGAUUCUCUCUCCCUCUGCUCCUCCCCACUCCCCUUUCUGAAAUAAAUAAUCUUUUAAAAAAAUUUAUAAAAAUAGAAAAAGAUUCAUAGACCUGGAAGCUCCCCUCAAAAAAAAAAAAAAAAACUGAACUUCACUGUAUGUUAACAAAAAAUAAGAGGGACCAGAAGAGAUAUUCCUGGAGUGCCUCCAGGCUCUAGGGACCUGGAAUCUGCAGACAGAGGCAGAGGGCUCUUUGUGGGUUACAACUACACUAAGCUUCAUCCUCAAGAUUUCCCUAAUUAAAAUCUCUUACAACUGCCCAACCAUCAGUGGUUCAUCACACUUGUAUGUCCCUAAUCUCAUUGGAAGCAAGUUGAGCUAGAUUCAGAUAUAGAAAUACCCAGAAUCACACAGCAAAUCAGCAUCCAAGCCUG
Messenger RNA from Nyctereutes procyonoides (raccoon dog), 4008 nucleotides. RefSeq names its product EF-hand and coiled-coil domain containing 1 (gene EFCC1). The record is from RefSeq and is a predicted model, not a curated record. NCBI's taxonomy places the organism in Eukaryota, Metazoa, Chordata, Mammalia, Carnivora, Canidae. Gene Ontology annotation, molecular function: calcium ion binding. The coding region runs from base 1 to 1821 and encodes 606 amino acids. The transcript has 8 exons.